Molecule: messenger RNA, 1935 nt
Organism: Arabidopsis arenosa
Lineage: Eukaryota; Viridiplantae; Streptophyta; Magnoliopsida; Brassicales; Brassicaceae
Source: the annotation of a GenBank genome assembly
AUCAUCAAUUCAUUACCAUCUUCAAAUGGCUCAAGUCACACCCAAUCCCCAUGAGGAUGACGUUGAUUCCACCCACAGUUCGAAUUCUGCCGCCAGUGACGACGAUGUCGAUCCCUCGGUUGAAGGACUAACUGUCUUGGAUGAUAUUUCCACCGAAUCUCUGCCGCAAGAGCAAGACACAGGAUCCGAGAGUGAUGAAGACACCAACAAUAAUGAAUCUCAAGUUAUACAUGAGGUGAUGAGAAGUCCCAAUGAUGCUUUGGAUGAGAUAAAGAAGCAAGAGACUCAUAAUCUCUACUGUCCUAAAUGUAAAAGUAACAUCACCACAGAUGCUGUACUCUUUGUAAAGAAUCAAGAAACCGAUUCGUACAAAACAGAGCCGUACGUACUUUGGGUUCCCCUCGUUAUCCCGGCCUUCAAGUUCCCUACCUUUGAUCUCUCGUUGUCUUUUCUCGCAGGACCAUGGAAGAAACUAAAGACACUUGUCGCAAACUGUUUGCCAAGGCUCAGUCUCAAUUCUCUAUGUCUGCGGUUCCUAUUGGUUGCGGUUCUACUAUUGCUAUCAGUCAUUGUUCUGUGGUCCUCUCAUCCCCCUUCGCCACCGCCACCGCCUCCUUCUCCUCCGCCAGUGCCAGUGCCGCCUUCUCCUUUGCCACCCCCAGGACCGCCUUCUCCUUUGCCACCGCCAGGACCACCUUCUCCUUCGCCAUCGCCAGAGCCUCCUUCUCCUUCCCCACAGCCAGAUGAAAACAUUCGCUGGCUCAUACAUUUCCCGAGUAUCAAGUACCUUUCCGUAUUCUCGUUAUUGUUCCUUGCCAUUCUGACUCUCCCCUGGCCUUCCAUUUCCCCUAUCAUCAAUAACCUUAUAGCAACGAUUAAAACAUGGAGCAAAAGAGAUACUCCACAACCUAAUGAUAUUUCUAGAACCCCUCAACCCCAUGUUGAAAUUAGAGAUCAAGCUCUAGAUUCGCCUCUCAACCAAGAGAAUAGUCCCGUUGUGGAUCCGCCUCGGGCACCUGAUGUUAUUGAAAAACCAAUCGACUCCCCUAUUCCAGUGCCACCUCCAAAGGUUCCUGAUGAACCAAUCGGCAUUCGUAUUUCAGUGCCAAAUCCAAAGGAAUUGUGGAAAUAUAUCGUGGUUCUAGUUCAAAACCUCGUACCAAGAGAACUAGACAUCUUGAAGAGUAUUGUUUACGGAGGUCUUAUCGAGUCCAUCACAAGCCUCGGUGUCGUUUCCUCUGCCGUCGCUUCCGGAGCUUCAACUCUCAACGUUAUCUCUUUGGGGCUAGCCAGUUUAUCCAGUGGCCUUUUUAUCAUCGUUCACAACCUACAUGGACUAAUAUCGAAUAAACCACGGUCUCAAAGUAAUAACAGUGAUCAUAUGGCGAGUGUGGAAGUAGAAGAUCCAUACCAAACACUGCUGGGAAACAGAAGGAAGUUCAAGCUCCACUGCGUCGUUGUUGUACUUUCCUUCUUCUUCUUCGGUGCUAUCCCUCCUAUCUGCUACGCCUUCUCUUUCAAGAUAAGCGACAAGGGACACUACAAAGCUGCGGUUGUUCUCGCUGCAUCUCUAGUCUGCGUGAUCUUACUCUCCUUUGCCAAAGCUUACGCCUUCCGAAUGGAAAGAAUCAAGACAGUGGCUGAAUACACUGGAAUGGCGAUUGGAGCGUCUGCGCUUUCAUUCAUCGCCAGCCAAAUCGCCAGUGAUAUCUUUGAAAAGUUAGGCUUUCAUGAGCUUGCCUCUGAAUACCGAAAAGGUUGAUUUCAAGAUUCUACAAGUUCGUUUCAGAUAAACACCAAAGCUACCAAAAGAGUUGUUCUUUAGCUGCUUACUUUCUUUAGAUUCAUUUAACAGGUUCUCCUUUUGUACACGAACUUGUUUUGUUUAUACGUAAGCAAAACAGUUCGAUUUUUUAAUCAAGAUUUAUCAGUUUG